This is a messenger RNA of Glycine soja, 2059 nucleotides long. RefSeq names its product mechanosensitive ion channel protein 1, mitochondrial-like. Bases 198 to 1817 code for a protein of 539 amino acids. The record is from RefSeq and is a predicted model, not a curated record. NCBI's taxonomy places the organism in Eukaryota, Viridiplantae, Streptophyta, Magnoliopsida, Fabales, Fabaceae. The transcript has 7 exons. Gene Ontology annotation, biological process: transmembrane transport. Gene Ontology annotation, cellular component: membrane.
GAAAAAGAAAAUUCUAUUAAUCCCAAAACACUAUGUCGCUAUUUCCAUUUCCAUUUGGUUCCUUACAACACUCACGAAAAUCGAUUCAACACGAAAGGAAAAUUGACGAGUUACCAGACUUGCAUUGAAAUCGUAUCAAACAAUGUCGUAGCUGUUUUCUUUUUCAAAUCCUGAGUUGUUAGUGAGUGUGCCCAACAAUGGCAGCUGUUAGGUCUUCCUCUGUAAGAAGGUUAGGAAGCACAAUUCAGGGUUCUUUUAAUAUGGAAUUAGUUCAACACUGUCACUAUCACCAUAGUAUGUGUAUGAAUCUUGCAAGGUUGCCAAGUGAUUCACUGAGUCAUCCUUAUUACAAAAGAGAGUUACAGUUUGCUAAGAAUCGGUUUAGUAAUUUGGCCUCUGAAUCCCUUGGAAGUAGUCAUCACUUUGGCACUAGAGCCAGUGUAUCGGUAAAACCAACAUUCUCUGGUUAUUGUUUUCGUAGUGCCCUUCCUUUUGCUUCCAUGAGCCACGUGUUGAAUCAUCGAAUGUAUUCGUCGUCAGUGGGUGACAAAGGAAGUAGAGAUGGUGGUACAGAAGUUUCUGCUGGUUCUGGUGCAACUGAUAUUAAUACCACUGGUGAUUCUGUUGUUGGGGGUGAUUGGGCUGAGAGGAUUAAAGAUGCCUGGAAGAGUGUGGCAGAGGCAGCAUCAUAUGCAGGGGGUAAGGUCAAAGAAACUUCUGAUGAUCUCACUCCAUUUGCUCAACAGUUGCUUGAUUCACACCCAUAUCUUGAUAAGGUGGUUAUUCCAGUUGCUGGUACUUUAACUGCUACCAUAUUAGCUUGGUUCUUGCUGCCUAGGAUUUUGAGGAAAUUUCACAAAUAUGCAACGCAAGGUCCUGUUUCUCUAUUGCCAGCAAGCGUGUCUGUGGAGCCAGUUCCUUAUGAGAAAAGCUUUUGGGGUGCUAUGGAGGAUCCAGUGCGAUAUUUAGUUACCUUCAUUGCAUUCUCACAAAUUGGUGUUAUGGUGGCUCCAACAACUAUAACCUCACAAUAUCUUGCACCUGUUUGGAGGGGUGCAGUGAUAGUUUCAUUUGUAUGGUUUUUGCAUAGAUGGAAAACAAAUAUUUUUGCACGGACGUUGUCCAGUCAAAGUUUACUUGGGCUUGAUAAGGAGAAAGUGCUUGCUCUAGACAAAAUCUCAUCUAUUGGUCUAUUUGUGAUUGGUAUAAUGGCUUUGGCUGAGGCUUGUGGUGUGGCCGUGCAAUCUGUUGUGACCGUUGGUGGUAUAGGAGGUGUGGCUACUGCUUUUGCUGCCAAGGACAUUCUUGGCAAUGUGUUCAGUGGUUUAUCUAUGCAGUUUUCAAAGCCCUUUUCAAUUGGAGAUACAAUAAAAGCUGGCUCAAUAGAGGGUCAAGUGGUGGAAAUGGGUCUUACUUCCACAUCAUUGCUGAGUUCGGAGAAGUUCCCAGUCAUUGUGCCAAACUCAUUUUUUUCUAGUCAGGUUAUUGUGAACAAGUCCCGUGCUGAAUAUCUUGCCAUUAUUACCAAAAUUCCACUGCAAACUGAGGAUUUAAGUAAGAUUCCCCAGAUAUCAGAUGAUGUGAAAAGCAUGCUCAGAUCAAAUGCAAAGGUUUUCUUAGGGAAAGAUGUUCCCUACUGUUUCUUAUCCCGUAUAGAAAGUUCAUAUGCAGAAUUGACUCUUGGAUACAACCUCAAACAUAUGCGCAAAGAUGAAUUAUACUCCGCAGAACAAGAUAUUCUCCUACAGGCAGUUCAAAUCAUUAAGAAUCAUGGGGUUGCUCUUGGCAGCACAUGGCAAGACACGUCUUCUAAAUGAUGUGCUCUGCGUGAUGGCAAUUUUGGAAGUGAUUGCAAACAUCGUGAGCUUUAGCUUUUACUAAUACAAUGCCCGCAAGGUUAUUAAUUUGUCAUUCGUUCACACAGAAAACAGUUUUCCAGUACUAGUAAACAGUUUUCCAGUACUAGUUUGACAUGUGUAGUUGGUUUUAGUUUUGAUUUACUAAAAGAAUACAAAAAAAAAUUCAUUAUGAGUGAAUUGUGGAAUUAUCCCUUUAUGAA